ACUUUCUUUUGCGUAGGGCUCAAGAAGACUCAUUUCCUAACGAGAUUGAGUUAUUAGAUUCAAAGAAACAAUUACCUCGAAAGUGCAAUCUGCGAUCUCUGUCUCCGUUUCUCGGUGAUGACAAGCUCAUUCGUGUGGGGGGAAGACUGAGCAACUCUAGUUAUGAUUACAACCUUAAGCAUCCAGUGUUGCUCAGUUCCAAGCAUCAUCUUUGCAGGCUGAUAUUCAGGUUUUUUCAUCUCACAUUUUUGCAUGCAGGGCCUCAGCUGCUCCUUGCUACCGUCAGGCAUAAGUAUUGGGCUAUUCGUGGCAGGGACCUGGCGAAAAGUACAGUUUAUAAGUGCGUCAAAUGUACCCGUUUCAAUGGAAAAACCAUACAACCCAUCAUGGGUAACUUACCGAGAGAGCGUGUUGAAUUAGAAUAUCCAUUCCUUGAGACCGGUGUCGACUAUGCUGGUCCGGUCAUGAUAUCCAACCGGAAAGGCAGAGGUAGUGUGCUUGUAAAGGCGUAUAUUUGUGCAUUUGUGUGCCUUGCAACCAAAGCGGUGCAUCUCGAACUUGUUUCCGAUAUGACAACGGAAGCGUACAUUGCAGCCUUGCGCAGGUUUAUUGCUCGGCGUGGUAAGCCGCAGACAAUAUUUUCCGAUAAUGGCACAAAUUUUCAAGGUGCUUGUAAUGAAUUCACAAAGGUUCUUAAUGCAUCGUCGUCAUCAGAUGUCGAUUACGGCAACCAACAUCUCAUCGCUUCAGCGCUGGAAACGCGUCGAGCUACUCAAGCAGCAGUUUUGGCAUCGCUUCUCCACUGAGUAUGUCCUUUGGCUUCAACAGAAGACAAAAUGGCACGAAUCCACGGGAGAGCUUCAGGAAGGUGCUCUGGUUGUUGUCAAAGACAGAACUCUGCCUCCCCUUCUCUGGCAACUUGGUCGAGUCGUCCGAGUUAUUCCUGGCAGUGAUGGCAUCGCACGGGUGGCGGAUAUAAAAACAAAGAAAGGAGUCAUCCGCAGGGCUUUCAACAACAUCUGCCCUCUGCCUGUCAACAAUCAAAUUGCUCACCCUUGAGGCCGGGAGCAUGUUACGAAACGUUCGAAAACCACCCUGGUUUUCGAUCCUUUCUUCGUUUAGGUUAAGGCAUUUAUUUUCUAUAAUUAAAAUCAAUUUUUCCAAUUUUUAUCAAUUUAAUAAUAAUAAUUCAAUUUAAUUUUUAAUGAAUAAUCAUGUAUCUGUUGACAUUUCAAUUUGUAUAUUCUUUGAC
Molecule: messenger RNA, 1252 nt
Organism: Leguminivora glycinivorella
Lineage: Eukaryota; Metazoa; Arthropoda; Insecta; Lepidoptera; Tortricidae
Exons: 2
Coding region: 649-1059 (136 amino acids)
Source: RefSeq, a predicted model, not a curated record